AUGUCCACCACUUACCAUCCCCAAACCAAUGGAUUGGUGGAAAGAUUUAAUAGGACUUUAUGUGAACUCUUUUUCUUAGUCUAUAACCGCGAUGCUAUAUUACCGGUCGAGACAGUUGUAAUAACAUAUCCAGCUGAGCCAACUACUGAAGCUGAGACCCAAAAUUAUCUUUUCCGAAAAAUUGAGUCUGUUCUAGAAAACCUGGAGAAUGCUUGA
Molecule: messenger RNA, 216 nt
Organism: Dentiscutata erythropus
Lineage: Eukaryota; Fungi; Glomeromycota; Glomeromycetes; Diversisporales; Gigasporaceae
Source: the annotation of a GenBank genome assembly